UGAAUAUAAGGGCAAGAGGGUCUAAAAACAAUCAAAAACAAUACAUAAUCAACAUAUCCACGCACUAGUAUAAUAUUUCUUAAAAUUAAACGUAAUUUUCAAUGAAUUAUCCAUCAAUUUAAGUUGCAACUUUCUAAGACUAUUAUGUGUUCUCGCGAGAUUUAGACAACAGCGCCCCCCUUGUUCGUGUCUGGGAAAGCGACGGGAGGUAUGAGGAAUGCUCUGCGGCUAAUGAUAGCAAGGUACACGGAUAGGGAUUUAAUUCACCCCUCGGUCUUCGCUGCUCCUCCGGAAGAGGGAUGUUGCUAUGAAAGAUGCUGGAGGACAUAAUUUAAUAAUUUAACGCGCUCAGUCCUUGGUUUUUCGUGAUACUUUCCCGUCGAGCCGAGCAGCGACAGCGGCGGAGCCCCGUUAAUCCCGACGAGAGAGCGGAGCGGCCUUGCUUGUGUAGCCGGCUCCCCGGUGCAUCUCAAGCGGUGAGCUCUCUCACGCGAGACCGAGGCUUCCGCAGGAUUAUUUUUCUCCACACCCAGAAAAACGUCGGCGCUUUGGAAAUAUUUUUCUUUCCAGUACCUUAUCUUCACCUUUUUAUAUACCUGUCCACGCUGACGGACAGUUUUUAUCGCCAGCGCGGAGGCUUUUUUGUGCCACCGGGGCCUGUUUUGUUUUCGAGCCGCCAUGAACAAUAAUAGAGCGGUGUGACGAGGCUGUCGGGGCUGCACCGCCAAACCACAGUGGAGACACGGAUGCAGCGCUGCAGGAUGAUAAUAAAUGCACCGUGCGAUAGCAGCUCUGGAGCGACGUGAGACCCACCGGGGACGAGCAUGCAUGUGGAGUAUGGGCUACCCGGGGACUUUGGCACGAAAGCCCGUGUUUGAAUCUGGGACCUGCUGCUUAUUUCACCAGUUGUAUGUAACCAAGGAAGGCUCCGUGUGUUUUUAAUGUGGGAAACAAACUGAAUCCCAUUGGCUAAAGCGACGUUUUUAUGCAUAAACGGACCCACCACCAUCGUCAUCGUCAUCAUCACCGGGGGGAGCGGUGCUUCCAGAGCCGGGAGACACUGAGGAUGUGACCGGGGAUGAGUGGGAGCCUCUGUGUGCACAUGUGUGGGAUUCACCCACGGAAAACUGACACCCUCACAGCCACUUAUGUUUGUCCAGACUCCCCUCAGAGAAGCAGUCGUUUUUAUCUCGCAUUACUUUAUUAUUAUUGGGUAUCUGUAGUGUUUUAACGGUAUCAGUAAGUCUUUUUCACGGACCGGUCCGGCCCGGACUGGAACUCCCUCCCGGGGCCAGGCAGCUGAGAUGAACCCGGUGAAUGCGACCGCUCUCUACGUGUCCGUGAGCCGCUCUGUGCUGCAGUGCGACCCCCGAGACCCGCGGGCUCUGGCGGAGCUCUGCAAGCUGCUGCCCUUCUUCCGUCAGUCCCUGUCCUGCCUGGUCUGCGGAAACCUGCUGCAGGAUCCCAUCGCUCCCACCGACUCGUCAUGUCAACACUACGUGUGUCGAGGCUGUAAAGGUCAGAGGAUGCAGCUGAAGCCCUCGUGCAGCUGGUGCAAGGACUAUUCCCGCUUCGAGGAGAACCGGCAGCUCUCGCUGCUUGUCCACUGUUACAGGAAGCUCUGCCUCUACAUCACGCAGUCGCCGCUCGCCACGCACAUCGCCACCGCCGCCGGUGACUCCCCCGACCUCCAGGCCGUCCUCAAUGAGGGCCUGACACAGGCUGAGAGCGAGCCGGAGGCGGAAGACGUCUCCGACUCGGCAGUGCCAUCGCAAACGGCGUCCACCUCUGAUGUGGUUGACGUUCCCCCGGUGACGGAGAUCAAGGGGGAGGAACUGAGCUCGGUGAGCAUCAACGGACUGCACGACUGUAACGGCCUAGUGAGUUUGGAUUCUCUGCAGCCUGUCGCCAUGGACACUGUCGGAGGCAUCGCCAAGCAGGAGAGUUUUUCGGCAGAGAUUCCCGUGUGUGUGAGUGUCACGGCGAGCGGGGAGGCGGGACUCUGUGACAUCAGCACGUUCGGGGACGAGCUGAAACACGGGGGAGGGCCGCUGUUGUUGAGCGUGGAGGAGGUGCUUAGGACUCUGGACACGGACCCCGACCCCUCGCCUGAGCCCGACGGCCCCCCCUCUGCACCCCAGUCCACCCUCAACGGACCUCUCUGUCCGUCUGGCCCGGACUCGUCCCGCCUCAUCCCCUCCCUCCCCCCGGAGAACAGCCCCCACCCCCUGCACUCUCACCCACAGCCCUCGCUGCAGCCCCCGCCUCAGCCCUCCCCCGCGGUCCCGUGCCUUCCACCUCGCUGCCGCCGCAAACGCUCGCGCUCGGAAAGCGACAGCGAGAAGGUGCAGCCCCUCCCCAUCUCCAGCCUCCUUCAGGUUGCUCCACUCGGUCCCAGCAGCCCCGCCCACCACUACCCCAACCCCACUGCCACCAACGCCACCAAACAGGAGCCCCAAUUCCCUGUAGUCCCGCCCCACCCUCACCCUCACCCUCACCUGGCCCCCGUACCCAACGGCAGUCCAGCCAAAGUGGGGAAGGCAGUCCUGGUCUCCAACAAGGCGCUGAAAAAGACUGUGGAACAUCACAGCGCCGCCAAGAAGGCGUACACCAAGGCCAGGCAGGGGGCCCCCAACAAGCCCCGCCCACAGCCCCGCGACCGCGUGCCCCCGCACCCGCACCCACACCCUCACCCGCUCACGCACCCGCCGAGUCCAUCGAAGCCGCUGUACAAGAAACCCGUGGAGAAGAAGGGCUGCAAGUGUGGCCGCGCCACACAGAACCCGUCUGUGUUGACCUGCAGGGGGCAGCGCUGCCCCUGCUACUCCAACCGCAAGGCGUGUCUGGACUGUAUCUGCCGCGGCUGUCAGAACUCCUACAUGGCGAACGGUGAGAAGAAGCUGGAGGCGUUUGCCGUGCCGGAGAAAGCCCUGGAACAGACGCGACUCACGCUGGGAAUCAACCUCACCAGCAUCACCGCCGCCGCGCUGCGCAGCCCGGCCGCAAGCUCCCCCGGCGGCACCCUCCUCAACGUCACCACGGCGACGGGGGCGCCCGUCACGGCCGCCUUCCUGUCGGGGGCGGGGCAUGACAGCAGGGCCUUUGAUGAUUCACUGGAGAUGCGGUUUGACUGCUGAGCUCCUGCCCCCUUUCUCUGGUCGGUUGUGCACAUUCCCCCCGCCCUCCA
Molecule: messenger RNA, 3187 nt
Organism: Solea senegalensis (Senegalese sole)
Lineage: Eukaryota; Metazoa; Chordata; Actinopteri; Pleuronectiformes; Soleidae
Gene: msl2b
Product: MSL complex subunit 2b
Exons: 3
Coding region: 1305-3137 (610 amino acids)
Cellular component (GO): MSL complex
Molecular function (GO): ubiquitin protein ligase activity
Source: RefSeq, a predicted model, not a curated record